This is a messenger RNA of Exophiala aquamarina CBS 119918, 1212 nucleotides long. RefSeq lists its product as uncharacterized. Bases 1 to 1212 code for a protein of 403 amino acids. NCBI's taxonomy places the organism in Eukaryota, Fungi, Ascomycota, Eurotiomycetes, Chaetothyriales, Herpotrichiellaceae. Gene Ontology annotation, molecular function: iron ion binding; oxidoreductase activity, acting on paired donors, with incorporation or reduction of molecular oxygen; heme binding. The record is from RefSeq and is a predicted model, not a curated record. The transcript is spliced from 3 exons.
AUGACUGAAGGCUACGCCAAGUAUGCGCCUGGCUAUUUCCGAAUUGCGACUGUCCAGGACGAGUGUGUUAUCGUCACAGACCGCGACAAGGUGGCCGAGUAUCUGCGAGCCCCGGAUGAUGUGCUGAGUAUGCAAGACGCGGCGAAUGAUCAACAGCAAUUAGCGUUCACGAUGGGAUACGGUGUAGCUCACCGUACCUACCACACGCCGAUCGUGCGAACAAAGCUGACCCAAAGUAUCAAAACACAUUUGGAAGCUAUGCAGGCCGAGAUACAGAGCAGCUUGGAUGAUCUGAUAGGAUAUCCUACCGAAUGGACUCCCUUUACCAUCUAUCGACUAAUGGCCAUGGUUGUCGCGCGUACCAGUAAUCGAGUAACGGUCUCGGAUGGAUUACACAAGGACCCAGUCUUCCUUAACACCGCGAUCGACUAUGCCGAGGCCGUUGUUCUUUCGGCCGAGCUGGUCAGGCCUUUCCCUAACUGGAUGAAGCACAUUGUGAUUCGACUCACGCCUGUGUGGUCUUGUCGGCGCAGAGCCACCAAAUUCCUGGAGCCAAUAUUGACUAAGCGGCUGAAAGGAGACUUUGACCAAGGAAAGAAGCCCGAAGAUCUCCUUCAGUGGCUCAUGGAUGCGGCACCUCCUAUCGAGAGAAAUAUUCCGCAUAUGGUGGAGCGGAUCAUGUCGAUGAAUGUUGCGUCAAUUCACACAACGACCAUGACAUUCACGGGUGCGCUCUUUAAACUUGCAGCGGAGCCAGAGAAGUACACGCCAGAGUUACGGCAAGAGUUGGAACAAGUGCUGAAGGAAGGUCCUUUGACCAAAGAUCGUCUCACCCAAUUGCGCAAAAUGGACAGCUUUCUCCGCGAGUCCGCUCGAUUGAACAACAGCGGUCUUCCCCGUCCGAUCCCUAUUACCUUUACCUCCUUCAAGACUAACAUCGGCCCUCUAAUUCUAGUUGCGAUCCAACGCAAUGCCAAGAAGACAUUCACCUUCAGUGACGGCACCGUGAUCCCCGCCGGGGCCAAGAUCGGCAGCCCAACACGCUUCGCCCACCGAGAUCCUAAAAUCUACAAGAACCCAGAGGAGUUCGACGGUUUCAGAUUCGCUCGCAUCCGUGACGGAACUACCGACAACACCGUCUCCGCCUCGUAUCAAGCGAUCAGCACAGCGCCAGAGCUCCACGUUUUCGGCCACGGAAAGCAUGCCUGGUAG